UUGCAAACUUCUGCAAAAAAAGAAACAAUCAUCUCAAACAAUCGUACUGCAUUUCGCCAUCUUUGUUUCAGAAAAUCAAAACAAACGGCUUCUGCAGCAGUUUCGCCUCGCUCUUGGAUUUCCGCUGAUUCUCGUUUUAGGUUUCAUAUGCGGGUAUGGAAGUCGAUUAGGGGAUAAAAUUGGAAGAGCAGGAAACUGAGAGAGAAUGUUUUAGUAGUGGAGUAAGAGUGAAGAGAGGUUAUAAGGAGUGCAUUGGAUGUAUUGAUUUGCAAGAUAAAAUUAAAAAAGCCAACGAAAAAUGUGCAUUACUGGAAUUAGAUAUUGGAAAGAACUAGAACUGGAAGAGCAGGGAACUGGAAAAUAUCGAAUUCCUGGAUGAGGUUAUAAAGUUGAAACAGAGGAACGACGCUCUUGAAGAGCGUAUUCGAGAUAGGAGGCGAUGGAACAGUUUGCAAUUUUGAUGAAUGAGAAUGAGGCUUUGGUGUGUGACAAGAGGAAAGCUGAAAGCGAGCUUGAGUUGUGGAAGUUAAAAUGUAAAGAAAUGGAGGCUCGAGUGAUGGAGUUGGAGAAGAAACUAGCCGUUGGAACAACGAAGGAGGGUCUAGACUGGCAAGAGAUGUGUUCAGGGAAGAUGGAUCAUAGAGGUGGUUCAUCAUCUGGAUUUAAUGUAGAAUGUGGGCACCCAUCAGUGGUAGGUGCUGCAACUGAAGAUGGAGCAAAUCAUGAUGGAUCAGAGGGAGACCAGACGUGUAUCGUCAAAUCAAGAGUUAAAAAAUGCCUAUACUUUGCUCUAGAAAGGAGUCCGCUGCAGAAACUUUCUCCCUCGAACCUUGGCUAUAGGCCACCUCUUGAACCAAUUGGUGACAGUGAUGAUGAUCUUGACAUUGAACAUGCAUCUUUACCUGAUGUUGGUUGUAACAAAAAGAGAAAGGCUCAGAGGUCAAGGGGUGUUGCAUUAGAGUCUGAGGAUGGAGUGGAGUCGCCCUUGAAAAAUAUGCAUAAGCCAACUGCUGAACAUAAGAGCGAUGAAGAGGAAACUAGCUGCUCUACUGCUGGACAACCAUUUCGGAUGCAUAAAAGGAGGAAAGUUAGGAACGGAUUUGCUCAAAUUGUUACUAGUGAGAGUGAAAGCGAUGAUAAGAUCCCACUUUCUAGACUGGCAUGCCGUCCUGAUACUCAGUUGAGGAGAAGAUUUGUUAUCGAUUCUUGUUUUGGGAACAUUUUCAGACAAGUCACUCCCAGACGACGUUUGCUGAGGGUGGGAGAUAUUAAAGAUAACAGUGUUUCAGGCAAAUGUUCUCAGAGGAGGUCUGGAAACCGGGGUGAUUUAGGAAUAUCAGAGAAUAUGAAUGACACUCUACUUGAAGAUGAAAUGGAAGAGGAUGAGUCGAGUUCUGAAGAUGAAAGUUCUGGUGGUUAUACUGUGGAUAGCACAGAUGGGUCUGAUCAUGAUGGCUCAUUCUCUGGGGAUUGUUCGGACAAAUCUGAAUGUGGUACGGGUGAGGGACAGACAUGUCGAGUGUACAGACGAGGGCAAAGGGGUGUGAUGUUUGAUCAGAAAAGACGAGUUGGCCGAAACAGAUGUGUGGCGUAGGGUGUGCCGAGCAAGCAGUGAACCUGGACUGGAUGGCAAGAAGUGCAAAAUAUGUAUUUAGUUAAAUAUUAUUAUAUUUCCGAAUAUUCAGGUUGGAAUUGGAUAUUAAGUAUUUCGAUACUUUACCUUAUUUCCAGUAGCUAACUUUUGUUUAGGAAAAUAGGGUGUACAUCUUUUGGAGAUCAGAAUAGGAGGGAUUUCAUCCUUGUUAUUUAA
Salvia hispanica is the source of this 1810-nucleotide messenger RNA. RefSeq lists its product as uncharacterized. The record is from RefSeq and is a predicted model, not a curated record. NCBI's taxonomy places the organism in Eukaryota, Viridiplantae, Streptophyta, Magnoliopsida, Lamiales, Lamiaceae.